Molecule: messenger RNA, 1575 nt
Organism: Penicillium paradoxum
Lineage: Eukaryota; Fungi; Ascomycota; Eurotiomycetes; Eurotiales; Aspergillaceae
Exons: 3
Coding region: 1-1575 (524 amino acids)
Biological process (GO): galactose metabolic process; carbohydrate phosphorylation
Cellular component (GO): cytoplasm; cytosol
Molecular function (GO): ATP binding; galactokinase activity
Source: RefSeq, a predicted model, not a curated record
AUGUCACCCCCGCAGGAGCUCGUGCCGCAGACAGAAUCCAUCGCGGAAGUCUACGCAACAGACGACGCCUCGGUGAAUUCGGUUGCACCGGAACACCAGCAGCGAUGGACCAAUCUGAUUACCCAGUUCAACAAGACCUAUAACCACCGUCCGGACUUCGUGGCCCGCAGUCCCGGCCGCGUGAACAUCAUCGGCGAGCACAUCGACUACUCGCUCUACGAUGUCCUGCCGACUGCCGUUAGUGUCGACGUGAUCAUGGCCGUCAAGGUGGUCCCUGGCAACGCCGAGGAAACCACCAUCACAAUCGCCAAUGUCUCACCAGAGAAGUUCCCCUCGCGCGAGUUCACCGUGCCCCACAACAAGGACGUCGAGAUCGACCCCAAGAAGCACGAGUGGGUGAACUACUUCCGCGCCGGUCUGUCAGGUGCCAUUAAGUUCCUGCGCAAGCAGACGGCCGAGGGCUCGCUUGUCCCUGCCAGCAUGCAGAUCCUGGUCGACGGCAAUGUGCCUCCUGGUGGUGGUAUCUCCAGCAGUGCUGCCUUCGUGUGCGCCAGUGCCUUAGCUGUCAUGAAGGCCAAUAACCACAACGUUUCCAAGCAAGAUCUCUUGGAUCUGGCCGUUGUCUCAGAGCGCGCUGUCGGUGUCUACUCCGGCGGCAUGGACCAAGCAGCGUCCAUCUUCUCCAAGCGCGGCUACCUACUUUACACUCAAUUCUUCCCCCAAUUCAAAGCCCAGCACGUCCCAAUCCCCACCUCCUCCGAUGAAAUCACCUUCCUCAUGGCCCAGAGCUUCGUCACCUCCAACAAAGCCGACACCGCACCCCGCCACUACAACCUGCGCGUCGCAGAGUGCACCCUCGCCGCUGUGAUCCUCGCCAAACACAACGGCGUCACUCUCUCAAAAGACAACAGCUCCCUCGGCUACAGUCUCCGCAACUUCCACAACGCGCUCAUGACCAAAGAAGAACGUCUCCAGGAUCCCCUGGAGUACCAAAUCGACUCCGUCAUCCAAGCAACCAUGGACCUGUUCACGCAGGAAGAGGGUUACACCCGCGAAGAAAUGGCCCAGCUCCUCAGCAUCACCGUCGCCGAGCUGGAAGCAACUUAUCUCUCUGCAUUCCCCGUGCAGGCGGAGCGGUUCCAGCUGCGCCAGCGCGCACUGCACUGUUUCAAGGAGGCGCGCCGCGUGCUGGAUUUCAAGGCCUGUCUGAGCAAGGCGACUCAGCUGGAUGAGAAGCGGAUCCACUAUCUUGGCCAGUUGCUGAAUGAGUCGCAGGAGUCGUGUCGUACGGCGUAUGACUGCAGUGCGCCGGAGGUUGAUGAGAUCUGCGCCAUUGCCCGUCGUGCGGGUACUUGGGGUAGUCGGUUGACUGGUGCUGGGUGGGGUGGUUGCACUGUUCACAUGUUGCCUCAGGGUAAGGUGGAGGCUGUGACUGCUGCGCUUCGGGAUGAGUAUUAUCUUAAGAAGUUCCCCGAUAUCAGUAAGGAGAAGUUGGAGCAGGCUAUGGUUAUCAGCAAGCCUUCCAAUGGAUCGUUCUUGGUUACGGGAGCUGCUAUUGACCAGAUCCCUCUUUGA